Messenger RNA from Colletes gigas, 5220 nucleotides. Its product is annotated as myosin-11-like. The record is from RefSeq and is a predicted model, not a curated record. NCBI's taxonomy places the organism in Eukaryota, Metazoa, Arthropoda, Insecta, Hymenoptera, Colletidae. The transcript is spliced from 7 exons. The coding region runs from base 1 to 5220 and encodes 1739 amino acids.
AUGAUAUCGCAUUUGAAAUUAAAACUCGCGCAGACCGAGGAGGACGUCAGCUGUCCAGCGAUAUAUCGUUUGAGGGCGAAGCUGCGCGAACUCAUGAAAGGAGGCCAAACAGCAGAUCAGCAGGUCUCAAAAGUAGUAGAGAGGUCGAUAGAAACGUUGGUGGACCUGUCGAAAAGUUGCGAGGAUCUGCGUGUUGAAAAUGAACGACUCCUGGCCGAAGUGGCUGAGUUACGGCGCGCUUUGGCAGCUCUCGAGGAGAAAGAAAUUCCUGUGGUGACGGAACGAUUGUUACCGCAACAAACGGUCGAAACAACUACGGUUCCGGAGUACGUUGAUAUAUCCGAGUUGUUGGCGAAAUUAGAAGAUUGCGAGAAAGUUGUUUCCGAUUUGAGAAAGAAACUAGAGGAGAAGGAUACGCUUAUCGAUUCGCUAAAUAAAGAACUUGGAAAGAUGAUCGAUCAGCAACAGUUAUUCGACGAAAUUGCUGCCAUGAAAGCGGAACUUCAGAGCAAAAAUGACAAGGUAUCAGACCUCUUGAAUGAUUUGAGGCAGUCGGAAAUAGAUCUGCUCGGUUUGGGAACAUUAAGGUCUGAGAUUGAUAACUUGAAACCACAGUUAUCUAAUCUCGAAGUGGAACGGGACAAACUUUUAGACGAACUAACUGAACUGCGAAAAGCACUGGCCGACAGGAACAAUCAAAUAAUCGACAUACUGCAACAGAAGAAUCAGCUAGAGAAAGUUUACGAUGAUAAGAUUGCGGAAAUGUUAGCUCAAGAGGGACACCUGAACAAACAGAUCGACGAUUUGAAGAUGCAAAUAGCGAACUUGCAGAACGAACUCGACGAGUGCAAUAAGCGAAACGCGAAUCUCGAAGAGUGUUGCUCGGACAGAGACGAUCUUUCGAAAAAAUUGCAAGCCAUGGAGGAAGAGAUGACGUCCCUGAGGAACGAGCUCGCAACGGCGAAAGCCACGAUAGAAAAUCUCGAAGCAGAAAUGGGCGCUCUGAGGGAGGACAAGGAGAAAUUGUUGAAAGAAUUAAACGAUACCAAGGAACAAGUCGUGGCGCUGACCGGUCAACUGGCGGAAGCGACAGCGGCCAAGGACGCUUUACAGAAGGAGCUAGAAAAUAACUUGGACGAGAUGGAAAAGCUACGGAAGGAGAAUUUGGAACUGAAGGAUCAGCUCGAUAGCGCGAGAGAAGAAAACAGGAAGCUCCAAGAGGCGGCGGAAGCGUUGAAGAACAUGGUCGAGGAGAACGAAAAGUUGAAAGCGGCGCUCGAGGAUUUGAAGAGGGAAAACAAGGAAUUGGCGGACGAGAUCGCGAAGCUGAACGAUUUAAAUAACGUCUUGAAGAGCGAUUACGCAAACAUGAAACAGGCGUUGGAUAAUCUGGAGGCAGAGGUCAAUAGACUCGAGGAACAAUUAAAUAAGACGAUGCAGGAGCGCGAUGCGCUGCUGGAAGAAAACGGCAACAUCAAGAAACAGCUGGAAGACGCGACAGCGGAGAACGAAGAUUUGAAAGCCGAAUUGAAUAACAUCGGUGAACAGUUCGAUAAAUUGACAUCGGAGAGGGAUCAGCUAAAAAAGGAUCUUGAUGCGAUGAAGGUCGAGAAUGAUUCGCUGAAAGGGGAUAUAGAGGCGUUCAAAAGAGACAUUGAAAACGCGAAGAACGAAGCGGACAAGCUGAGAGCCGAUGCUGAUGCGUUAAGAGCAGCGGAUGAGAACGUGAAAUCCGAAAUGGAAGCACUGGAGGCGCAAGUGGAAAAUCUGAAAACCGAGAAAAGUCGUUUGGAGAACGAGAACGCGAAUUUGAAAGCGAAAAAUAUAGAGCUGGAACAGAAACUCGACGACUACGCGAAAGAAGUUGAGAAAAUGAAAUUAGAAAAUGAUCGACUGCUCGCUGAAUUGGAACGUCUGAACGCAGAAUUGGAGCGUUUGAAUGGCGAAUUGGCGAAAAGUAAGAACGAAAUGGAAGGAUUAAAAUCGGAAAUGGCUGCUUUGAAGGAAGCCAUCGACAAGUGCGUGGACGAGAUGGAGAAACUGAAAACCGAAAACAACGAUCUUAGAUCGAAGAACGACGCCCUCGAGGCAGAAAAUGAAAAACGUAAAGCCGAAAUCGAUAAAAAGGAUAGUUUGCUCGACGAAUUAAGUAAGUUGAAGCAGGAACAGACUGCUUUGCAGAACGAGAGGGAUCAAUUGAGCAAACAGCUGGACGAUUACAUCGCUGAUAACGAAAAGCUGAGGACAGAGAAGAGUCAGUUGGAGGCAGAGAAUGAGAAGCUGAGAGGUGAGGUAAACACGUGCAGGGAAGAGAACCAGAAACUGAAAGCUGAGAUUGAACAAUUGCAAAGUCAAUUGAAAUCGUUGAACGACGAAUUAAACAAGCUGAAGCCUCAGCUCGACGACGCCAAGAAUAAAAUUCGGUCCCUCGAGGACCAGUUGACUCGUUUACAAGGCGAAAAUGAUAGAUUGGUAAACGAUUUGAAAGCUCUGGAAAGCGAAGUGAACGACUUGAAGUCGAAACUAGCGGAGGAGACGAGCGCCAACCAAAAAAUGAGGGACGACUUAGCGAUGUUGGAGGACAAGCUACAGAAUUUAAGCGCGGAACUCGACAAGGCCAGGGCUGAAAAUAACGCUUUGAAGGAGGAGAAUAAAAGCCUUCGAGGCGAGAUGUUGGACCAGGAACAAAUGUUAUCGAGCUUGAAAGCAGAGGACGCUGACAUGAAAUCCGAGAUCGCCAAUUUAAAGAAGUUAAUUGCCGAUUUGCAAGCACAGAUUGCCAAGUUGGAGGCUGACGUCGAACAUUGGAAAUUGGAGAACUGUAAGGUUCAGAUGGAACUGGAUAAAUUAAAGGCUGACCUCGAGAAAGCGUUGAAAGAUUUAAGCGAAUGCCAGACAUUGAAGAAGGCUUGCGAAGAAAAGUUAAAUCAACUUCAGAACGAAAAAGCCGACCUUGAUAAGAAGCUUGCCGAUUUGACGUCGCAAAUUGAGCAGCAAAAGAAAGAUCUCGAAGCGAUAAAGUCAACGAAAGAUAAAGACGAUGCAGAACUAUUGGCGUUGAAGGCAGAGCUCGAAGCACUGAAGAAAGAAUUAGAGAACCUCAGAGCAGAGAAUAACAAGUGCAAGAACAACGUAGACGAUUUGACGAGGCAGCUCUCAGCGCUGAAGAGCGACCUCGAUGCGUGCAGAGAAGAAGUCUCUGCGCUGAGAGAUCAUAACGAUAAAUUGAAGGCUGAAGUAAACGCGUUGACCGUCGAGAAGAACAAUCUGAAAGAUGAACGCGAUAAGCUGCAGUCCGAAGUAGACGCUCUGAAAGCGGAGAACGCGAGUCUCGAUCAGGGUCGAAAGAGAUUAGAAGAAGAGUCUAACAAAUUGAGGGGCGAAGGUGACGGGCAGAGACUGGAGAUCGAUAAAUUGAAGUCGGAUCUAGCUGCAGAGAAGGCAGCGUCCGACAAGCUACAGUCAGACUUACGGAAUUGCCAAUCAGAAAAUGACAAAUUGCAAGAGCAGUUAAGCAAAAUGAAGCAAGACCUAGAGAGGCUCAACGAGGAGAGUGGUCGGUUGAACAAAGAGAUCGAAGAAUUAAAAAAGGCUCUCGCAGCUGCUGAAGCUACGGCGAAGACGUUGGAAGGUCAACUCUCAGAUUUACAAGCUGAGAAACAAGAAUUACUGAACGAGCUCUACCGUCUUCGCGACGAGUUGGGCAAUCUUAGGGAAGAAAUGGAAAAACAGACAGCCGCGAGAGACGCGGCCGUGAAAGAGUUGGCCGAGUUGAAGCAGGAACUGGACGAUUUAAUAGAAGCGUUGAACAAAGUUCGCGCUGAAAAUCAAGCAUUGCAAAACGAAAACGAGAAGCUGAGAACAGACAUAGCGAAAAUGAACGAUGAACUGGAAACGUUGAGAAACGAGAACGCGAGAAUGACAACGGACUUAGCUACGAUGAAAAACAAACUAACGGAGGCAGAAGGUCGGAUCAACGAUCUGAAGAACGAGAGUGAUAAUUUGAAAAAGAAGAUUGCCGAUCUUGAGAAUACAGUGAAGGAGUUGGAAGCUUUGAAGAAACAAUUAGAAGAUUGUAGGGCAGAGGUGGCCAGAUUGAUUUCGGAGUUAGAUAAAUUGAAGUCGGAGAAAGAAAGGCUGCAGAACGAGCUGGACAACGCGGGAAAUGAGUUGAACAGCUUAAAAGAUGAUUUGGAAAAGUUGAAAACAGCGAACGAUACGUUGAAGGCCGAUCUGGAGAAGCUGAAGACAGCCAAUGAUACGUUAAAGGGCGAUUUGGAAAAGCUGAAGACCGCCAACGAUAAAUUGAAGAAUGAGAAGGACAAACAGAACGACUAUGAUGCGACGUUGAAGGCUGACAUAGAGAAAAUGAAGAAAGAAAACGAUGAGCUCAGAUCUGAGAAUGCCAGGUUGAAAAGCGAGCUGCAAAAUUGCCGCGAAGAAAAUGAGAAGUUGCGUGGAGAAUUGGAAAACCUGAAGGAUGAACAUGCCACGCUAAAAGCACAUUCAGAGCGCAAAUUGGAGAUGAAGGAGACGGAAAUGGACAAAGACAUUGUGGACGAUUGCGGUGACUUCAUUAAGACAAACGAUUUUCUGAAGACGAAAUUUGAAAAACAGAACGAAGGCAUACAACGUGUACGAGAUUAUAUCAGUUAUUUGGAAGGUAAAGUUAAAGAUGAACCCAAAAUGGCAGAAAAGAUGGACGACGAUGUGAGCAUCGAUCCGAAAAUGAAACAAGACAUAGCAGAUUUGUUGAAUAAAUCGAAAACAUUGUCCGAAAAUAUUUAUCGAACAGAACAGGAAAUACAAAAUAUUGCUAAGAUAUUGAAACAAUUUCAGGAUGCAGGCCUUGGCGAGAGACCCACAAUAGCUUUCGAUGCUGAUUCUUGGCUGAAUUCAUUGACGUUGACGCAGUUGGCGGAUCUUCACGAUAAGAUUUGCCUACUGACAUCGGAUAUGGUGCAACAAGACUCUCCAAAGGCUGUCAGCUGCGGCACGGGUAGUCCAUUAAAAGUGGAUUGCUACAAUACUUUGAAUCAAAGGAUAGCAGCGUUGCAGAAGCAGAUAGCGGAGAAACAAAUAGAAGCAGGAUGGAGGCUGCAAGAACUGAGACGAGCUCUUCGGCAGGAACAAAAUAAUCUCAUUUUAAUCUCUGAUCAAAUGAAUUUAGAGAGAAAACGCAAUUUGGAUAUUCAGUUAAGAAUGGACGAUGCACCUUAA